UGAUUUGCAAAAUGAAAUAUUGCACUUAUGCCACUUUCCAUUACAAGCGAGAACUUUAUCUUCCCUACAACGUCAAAGCAAAGGUUAUGUAUUCGGAUGCUUUAAGCGAUAUAUCACAGUAGUUGCAGCAUAGCCAUGCAUAAUAACGGCGUAGCUGCUAUCGCGCAGCGUCAGUAUUCUCAGUCUUCUAUAGCACUUAUCACUGACAGCGAAAUUUGCAGAAGUCUCAGACCUUGAGAUCGAUGAAGGUCCCAGUGACCCGGCGGCAAUGAUGGCAACGCUCAAUCUGGAACGGCCACCCGCUCCCAAGUUGUACAGCGAGGGCGUCAUGAUCACGAAUAUUACUCAAAGCUUCACAAAUGCUGCCCACCGUGUGUUACCAGUCACAAACCCAAAAGACUUGUGGCAUCGAUCACGUGCUAACGACUUGCUUGUAGAGCUCAAACUAGGGGAUCUCGUCAAGGAUCCUUUUUUUACGCUGUUUGAUGCUGUUGCUGCACUAGAGGUUCGUAUCCUAUAUUUACAAGCGGCUGGGCUGAUCUUCAAGUAUAGAUUAUGGAUCCUAAAAUGGAUAGUGGGUAUCUCGCUCCUGGCGAGACCAUGGAGGACGAUUAUGAUUUUACCCAGACACUACUUCCAGAGGAAGUCUUGGGUAUCAUUGAUCAGCUUCUCUGCCAUGAGGUAUGAUGGAACUUGAUACGGCCCAAAAUGCACGCAGUCUGACUAUGUGUAGAUGGCCUGGCACAUGGGACACCCGCUUGCUCAAACAAUCUUUACCAGUUUAUACAUUGAUCGAAUCCUGUAUCCCUCUCCUUCGAGUCUCGAAGAGACCUUCUUUGAUAAAAGCGAGAGCUGCUCGGAAAACGAACCUCUCAUGUUGCAAAUUUUGAGAGCGUACUGUCUGGGUUUGAUAAAAACUUGUUGGUAUGUCAACAAUCGAGUCAGGUCGGAACAUUUCUACGAGGUAUUUCCCAUUUCUCACAUAUAUUUGCAUGAAAGCUUAUACUCGUGUAGGAGGAAGAUUUUGCCACCCACACUUUCCACAGAAAUCUUCUCGAGGGUAUAGAACAUAGUGAAAUUCUCGAUUUUAUCAAGGAGACUAGGGAAUUAGUUUUGCGGGUGGACAACAUACCCGACGAUAUGAAGGAAGCUCUGAAGGUUCGUCUUAGUUUCCGACACGCUUUUCUGGAGGCCGUCGAUAUAGCAGAUUCAAGAUCUCCAGAUGCGAAAGUAUUCUGGCGUGCGACGCUUUCGUUCAUACCCGAGUUGAGAUUAUCCAGCAAACUUGCAAAAUCUGUUCCUCAGUCAUUCAGUGUGAAGUUACAAAGGAAGCUCGCAAGUACAGUACCUCCACGUCCAAUUGUUAUGAUGGGACAAGAGAGUGCCUACGAACAUCUGGAGAGGAUGUGUAAGGAUGGCGAAAACGCAGUUGAUAUACUUGAUUAUGCUGAUAGUCACAGUCUCAUGGUGAGUUCAAUAUUGAUGUUGGAGGUUAUCUAGAGUCGUUGGCUGACUAUGCAUUUACAAGACUUUCGUUUCAUUAUUCCAAGCACAGAAACCUCAACCAACUGUCUACAUUCGGACUUUACUUCAAUACUAUAUGUUUGCAGAUAUGGUAGUCCUAGGCAAAAUGUCUAUUCGGAAAGUACUCGAUGACGAUCUAGCAAGUCUUACCUUGCCAGCAAACCAGCUCCUGGACAGUAACAACGAUGAAAUUGAAGUCACUCAUGAUCCAAGAUUCCAUAUGGCUCAAAGAAUGGAGAUAUUUCGAUCACGCGCCGCCAACACAUACAUUGACAUCAUGCGCACCAUGUGCCAGAACCGAUGUCGCAUGCGUAGAACACUUUGUCACACUAUAGUUGAUUGGGAUAACCUUCAGCUUGAUGGUGAGGAAAUCGACCAGGAAUUAAGAGAAUUCACGAAAGAAGAACAAUUCAUAGAUCUGAAAAUAUCUAAUGAUCCCAUCUACGCUUUCCCUUUAUCAUCUUGGGCAUACUAUUACAAGCUUCGCCAGAUGGAGUGGAUAGUACAAUUAGGCUUUGAGCUUCAGGUUUACCAACCAGAUGAGUUGUCGGGAAUGUACUACUAUCUAAAUCAUCUUUGCAAAACAAGGAGUCGUCAUCUUGAGCGAAUUCGAAGCGAAGUCAUGCGAUCUUACUCUACACGUCGCAAAGCAUCGCUGCUAGACGCUAGCCAGCAAAAGGAAUUUGCCAAUGCAAUUUCUUUCAUUAACUUCUCCAUGUUAGAAGUCACUUCGACGUAUGGUUUUGCGGAUGCAUUAUCUUCACUACUUGAGGCCCUUCGCCGGCUGGAUCUCAUACCCAUACCUCCAAGACCAUACGGCAACGACAUCAUGCGUUACGAAGUCCGCAUGAAGCCAUUCUCUACGAUUGGCCUUCCUGAACCCAUGCCAUUCGAGACCUUCACAUACAACGUUACGCAGCCGAAAGAAUCUACGCUCGAUUUACUUUUGAUCGCUGCAGAGGCCACUGCUGCAGCCAAGAAAGGAUUCGAGAUCCUCAGUAAACUCAACCCCAAAGAUGCCUAUUGUCGCGGAUCUCAUGAGAGCUGGGUGAAAGAUAUCAAGAAUUGUUUGAAAGCAUGCAUCUUCACGGGAAUCUCGGUUGCAGCUGUGAAGAAAGCCAUUGAAGCUGCGGGUGACAGUAAAGUGGAGAUCCAGGUAGAAAUCCCAACGACGGGCAAAGGGUAUCAUGAUUGGUGGAUCGUGCCCAAAGUUCUCGCCGACCAGAAAAGGUAAUGAUGCAUCAUCGAUUUUUAUGUUGGGGACCUGGGCUGUAGUUCGCAAAAUGGCUCAAAAUGACAUCUAUGGAAUUCGGAGGGGAAGGGGUUCCUCCGAAACCUCCUCGCAGAUAUACGCUGUGCUUUCCGAAGCUGUUGCAUCCUAGUGUGUAGGCGUGCGUAAACUUGUCGGACUGAAUCUCCGCGUCUUCUCUCUCUCGGCAUCAAGGGGUUUAGGGAAAACCCUCAGAUUAGAAAGAAAGUCGCGUCACAGAAAGGCAGGUAAUACAACCCUUUUGUACCUGAAUAUUCCA
This is a messenger RNA of Sclerotinia trifoliorum, 3053 nucleotides long. The record is from the annotation of a GenBank genome assembly. NCBI's taxonomy places the organism in Eukaryota, Fungi, Ascomycota, Leotiomycetes, Helotiales, Sclerotiniaceae.